UGUUGUUAACACACUGUUCUCCUUCCACUCAAAAGUGGAGCUGCAGAAUGCAUUUCUGUAGAUCUGCGAUUUCUCCCCGCCCAUCCCUGCCUUGUAUUGGCCGAGCUGUAAAUUACUCACUGCAGUCUGUUCGGUGGCUAACAUUCAUCGUAGCGAACCACACCAGCUAUAAUUUCCGUUGUUGUCAUCGCUGUGGAUUGACAGAGGUAGUUGUUCUGCUGUGAUGCCAGUGACAGAGCACAUAUCUUCAGAUCCCAUAGUUGACCCGUGAGGGUUCAUCACCCACAGCCAUCAUGGAAGACUUUUCUGCUGCCAGAUGGGGUCUGAAUGUAUCCCACAAUGCCUCACCUUCCCCUCCCAGUAUGUCCAUUGACAGGCUCUUCCCAGCGCUCCUGGAGUGCUUUGGUAUCAUUCUAUGUGGCUACAUCGCUGGGAGGGCAAACAUAAUCACAUCCACGCAGGCCAGGGGUCUGGGGAACUUUGUGUCCAAGUUCGCAUUGCCUGCCCUGCUAUUCAAGAACAUGGUGCUGCUGGACUUCGGCAACGUAAUCUGGUCCUUCCUGUGGAGCAUCCUUAUUGCCAAGGUGACAGUGUUUGUCAUAGUCUGCUCUCUGACGCUGCUGGUCACUGGCUCAGAGACUCGCUUCGGCAAGGCGGGCCUCUUCUCCAUCUUUGCCACUCAAAGCAAUGACUUUGCACUGGGUUACCCCAUAGUGGAGGCUCUAUACAAGAACACCUACCCAGAGUACCUGCAGUACAUCUACCUGGUGGCACCAGUGUCCCUCAUGAUCCUGAACCCCAUCGGGUUUGCCUUCUGUGAGAUCCAGAAGUGGCGUGAGAGUUCGGACCAGCGGCGAAACAAGAUGCAGAUCGUGGGCCUGGUGGUUCUGCAGGUUUUGAAGAACCCCAUAGUGUUCAUGGUGAUCGUUGGCAUUGUCUCUCACUUCCUCCUGGGCCAGAGGGUACCCACCUUCAUGGAGGAGUUUGUGGAUGGUCUCGCCAAUUCCUUUGGAGGGGCGGCACUGUUCUACUUGGGCCUGUCCAUGGUGGGCCAACUGGGGAAGCUGACCCGGUCCACUGUCAUUGCUCUGAUCCUGCUCAUCACUGCCAAGCUGUUGGUGAUGCCGCUAAUCUGCAGGGACAUGGUGGAGCUGCUGGAUACAGACAACACCAGCUCCCUCAACCACAGCAGCCUCUCCAACUUUGCCUUUAUCUACGGAGUCUUCCCCACGGCUCCCAGCGUGGCCAUCUAUGCAGCCCAGUACAAUAUGGAGCUAGAAGUUGUUACCUCAGGGAUGGUAAUAAGCACGUUUCUUUCCGCUCCAAUCAUGUAUGUUUCCGCCUGGCUGCUGACAAUCCCAUGGAUGGACCCAAAGCCAUUAGCAUCUGCACUGCAGAAUGUUGGCUUCAACGUCAGCGUUGUCAGCUUAGUGGCUGUGGUGUGGACUGUCAGCGUCAUGCUCUUGAGUAAGAAGUACAGAAGACUGCCGCAUGUGUUCACCUUGAACCUAUUUCUGGCACAGUUUCUUGUUUGUGUCAGUAUGAUUCUGUGGAACUUCAUUGUGGAGCAAGACAACUUUAUCGGACAAGUAUUGACCUUUGGUCUGCUGUAUGGCUCAAUUUACAGCACCUAUGUGUGGACAGGUCUGAUUGCAUUCUCCCUUGCACUGAUGAAGAGGGACAAUGAACUGAAGGUUCUGCCAGUGUUCUUCAUGGCUGUGGGCUGGGGAGUUCCUGUGCUGGUUGUGGGAGUCCUCCUUAUUGCUGGAGAGAAGACAUCUGACAGCAUCGACUCUGCCUUCUUCUAUGGAAGGCCCCAGGUGAUCAGCACUGCAGUAGUGCUCGCCUGCAGUAUCCUGCUGGGGGGCUGCUCUCUGAUGGGCCUCAGCCGGGGCUCCCAGGAAAGCAGCUACCAGGCCUUGGACCAAGGCUUUGUGUCCGGCACCAGCGAGGACCUGAGGCCCCAGAACAGCUCAGAGAACCAGGCCACGCCAGAGGCCACAGCCACAGGGACCAGCGAUCCUAGAGAGUGCCAUUCUUGUGACUGUGUUCAGCCUGAACCCAUGCCUGAAAUGAUUGUAAGCACCAACGUAAGCGACCUAGCAUCCAUAAACGCAGAUCCGUGUGGGGAGGGCUGUCAGUCUCCUCGUUGCCUUCUGACCCCUGAGGAGGAGCCGAGGUCUGACAGACAGGUGGCCCGACACGUGCUGUUGUGCCUGCUCCUCACUGUCUGCCAGCUGGCUAAUCUGUCCAGCUGCCUGUGGUGGCUGUUUGACCGUGUCCCUGGGAGACUGUACUUGGAGCUGCAGUUUUUCUGUGUUGUGGUCAAUUAUGGACAGGGCUUCAUUUCAUUUGGAAUCUUUGGACUGGAUAAGCAUUUGAUAAUCCUACCAUUCAAGAAGAGGUUAUUGAGUCUUUGGCAAGGCAGGGAGCGGGUGGAGGAGCCACAGGUAGCUGUUCCUGAAGAGAUUCGCCUGACCUGCACCCAGUUUGUGCGGUACCACAAGGACCAGUGCGUGCAGGACAUUGUGAAGAAGAGGAGUGACCUUGACCUUGGAUAAAUUUCCCUGGAUCAGCCCAUGACCAGUGCUUGGAGAUGAUGAACAUACAUACUCAAUAAUUGUUCCUCGGUAUCCGUCUAGUUGGAUGGUGAGGACCUGCUCCCACUGAAUUUUCUGGUUUUUGAGAAUUUGGGAAUUUAUGGAUUCUGCUCUUAUUGAAAAUAUCCCAUCCCAAAUGAUUGUGGUCAGUAGUUAUUUUAUCAAGCUGGAGUUAAUUCGGAGUCGAAAGUCUGGCCUUCACUAAAAACAGUCAAAGAAACUGAAAAUAGGCCACUAUGUUACAAUGAAAUAUUAGAAGGACCCUGAACUGGUAAGAUAUCAUAUCAUCACUUGCCGUAAUAUAAAAACUAGCUAUCAGGUAAACCCAAGAACUGCUGUAUUUUUCAAUAGCCUAUAGGCUAAUCUCCAGGUAUUGAACUGGGAAAAAAUGUGGGGGGGGGGGGGUGUUUGAACAAUGAAGGAUUCAGGUGAUUUCAUUGUUCUGGAAGGUGCAUUGCCCUGGCAUGGCUCAUACCCUUAGAAGACAAGGUUGAUACUAGUCAUUAUUUCAUGGUACUGACCAUCAUCCUCCCAUGUAGAAACAUUUCUUUCCAGCAGAGAAUGGCAUCUUUUAAGUUGACCCCCAUUCACAGAGCUCUAAUACUCACCUGGUGGUUUGAGGAGCAUGACAUUGACAUUAUCUCUAAUGUCAUGGCCUUCUCAGUUAUCAGAUCUGAAUACCAACCCCAGAAAGUAUUUAUGUGAUAUUCUGAACAAGUCUGAGAUAGUAUUUUCCAUGAGUUGAUGGACUUGAAUCUGUCUUGUCACAUUUCUCCUGCAGAAUUCCACACUGAUAGACAUCCCAUAGUGCAUUGUCUGGAAAUGAGGAUUAAGUGAAAUAUGUUUAAUUUCUGAAUCGAAUUGUGCCGUUGUUUAAUGUCUGGCUCUCUGAAUACUGAACACAAGUGCCUCAACAGUUAAAACCCCCUUAUCCAACAUGUUAAAUAAAUGAAUUUGAUUUAAUUUGUUGAUAAUUAUCAGAAAUAUCAAUUUUCAAUUAAAUCUUCAAAUGUGUUUAUAGGCAGAGCAACCUGUUGGAUCAACGUUUAUCUCACAACCAGAUUAAAUAAAGAGAUUCAUCAAAUUGCAACUAGUAUGCAAUGUCUAAUCUAAAGAGCGAAGGUUCACUACCUUAAAAAAGAUAAAACUAUAUAAAUAUUAAAGACGAUGACAAGUUAGACACAAAAUAAAUGAAUCAAAGCAAAUACCAAACCACAGCUGUUUUUCCCAUGGUGAUCCCAAGAUGGGCAGGUCCAAAAUUUAAAAUAUAACUGCAAGCAGCAAUGCGGGGCCCUACGAACAUGUCCAAUCUGGGUAAAUACAAGGCGAAGGAGAAAAGAGUCCAAGCGGCAUAGAUUUUAGGAUUUUGGACAAUCUACAUACACGUGCGUGAGACGAUCCAACUUCCGGUUCAUGAGAAACAUUAGUUCGAAAUAUGAAUGUGCAUUAACAUAAAGUGCUAACUUUGUCACGCCACAAAUCAAGCGAUUUUUAACGAAACAACUUUUCCGUAUCACCCUUAAUGGAGAGAAUACCCAAGAGUACACAUGUACGAUGGUGACGGAAUCAGGUAAAGCGUUCAUGAGAAGAUGAGUUUUAAAGCGUUAUAUUAGCAUUAGCUUCCCGUCAAAAUUUCAAAUGCAUGUAAUAUCCUUGUUUUUUGAUAUAUCUGCAACUGUGCCGACAUUGUACAACAUGGUAGUGUCCUCUUCAUGCCCAGUCCAUUUCAAGUCCCUAGAUUAUUGUUGCAAAAAAGUUAUAAGCACUUGAAAUAUGCAUUAUAUUAGCAUUAGCUUUCUGCCAAAAUUUCAAAUGCCUGUAAUUUCCUUGUUUUUUGAGAUAUCUGCAACUGCGCCGACAUGGUACAACAUGGUAGUGCCCUCUUCAUGCCCAGUCCGUUUCAAGUCCAUAGAUUAUUGUUGUAAAAAGUUAUAAGCACUGGAAUUUUGUGGCCAAAUUUUGUUUUUUUUAAAUAUGAGUUUCUCCGCCAUCUUGGAAUGGAUCUCUUAGCUGUUAACACCCUAUAGGGUGACACGCACAAUACACGCACAUGGGCAAUUUCGGACCAAUCGGACUUACGGUUUAUUAGAAGAAACGUUUUAUAGGUUUUGCCAAAUUUUCAAUCUGCAGGAAAAUCCAUCAUGGCGGACUUUAUGGGUUCUUGAGGCAUAUUUGUUCCUCAUGAGGAAUUACACAAGUAUACCCGGUUUCAUGCAUUUUCAUCAAACGGGGUGGAAAUGCCAGCAUUUUGAAUUUUGCUUUUUGAAUCGGUUACUAUAGCACCACCUAUGGAUGGAUCAUGGUCAUUCUUUCUGGCAUAGUUACUCAUGGUCUCUAGUUUCGACCUGGUAAUUUAUAUCAUUUUUGGUCAAGGACUUUUUGAGUUAUUUGACCAUUUCCAGGAAAAGAAUAAUAAUAAUAAUAAUAAUAAUAAUAAUACUAACAAAAACAAUAGGGUUCCUACUUCGUAGGACCCCUAAAAAUCAAAAGACAGCAGAAUACUCCAAAAAGACCAGCUGUGCAUUGCAGUUUUGCAGCACAUGGUGAAGAUAUUGUUUCAUUACAUUACAUUUAUUUAGUAGACACUUUUAUCCAAAGCGACGUACAAAAGUGCAUAUCAAGGGCAUUGGAACAACUACAAAACACAGGUUCGAUUAGGUACAAUACUCAUUUUGUGCAGUUAUUCAUUGCACUUGUUGUACGUCGCUCUGGAUAAGAGCGUCUGCUAAAUGCCUGUAAUGUAAUGUAAUGUAAUAGCCGAGAACACAGUCAAGUUUAUGCAGUGAACAUUAUUCUGACCUAACCUAUGCUUAGUCAAACUAGGGGGAAGUACAAGCUACAACAUUAGGAUGAUAAUACAAAUUACAAUUAGUUCUGGAGUGGAGGUACAUGUAACAUGAGUGGCAUGAAAAAGGAAUGUUCAACAACUACUUAUGUUGCAUGUUUGCUCUUCUACUAUCUUCUCUAUCGAUACAGCUUUUUUAAAGCUAAGAUGAAUCUUGCACUUUAGAGCAAAUUUUUUUCUAGAUCUUGGUAUGUUUACCAUCAGUUAUGACUGGAUUGAUCUGAUCCAAACCCUAGUCUUUGUUGUUUGAACGAAAGGAUAACACAGCUUAUAUUAUAUUGCUUCUCUUUGCAGAGCUUCCCUUCCUUGCUUGAGAUGACGUCUCUGCCUUUCCGACCUGUGCUCUUUCCUGUUCUUUCUCUCUCCCUCUCCCUCAUCUGUGCAUAGUGGUUGUGGUGAAUCCUUCCUCUGACACACAGGUGUGGGGAGGGAACUGUGGUGGAAACCUUUCUGGGCAGCGAGCUGGCGGACUGGCUGCUACGGGUGGGCCUGGCGCAGGACCGGGGUGAGGCGCUGCUGUACGGGA
Messenger RNA from Anguilla rostrata (American eel), 5971 nucleotides. RefSeq names its product G protein-coupled receptor 155a (gene gpr155a). The transcript has 16 exons. Gene Ontology annotation, cellular component: membrane. NCBI's taxonomy places the organism in Eukaryota, Metazoa, Chordata, Actinopteri, Anguilliformes, Anguillidae. Gene Ontology annotation, biological process: negative regulation of BMP signaling pathway; transmembrane transport; intracellular signal transduction. The coding region runs from base 294 to 2561 and encodes 755 amino acids. The record is from RefSeq and is a predicted model, not a curated record.